CCAAUUACAUAUGAAACUGUGUUGAAGAUAAAGGAUAAUGAACAAAACUACAUAUGGUGGUAUGACUUGUAGAUUUGUAUUUUCGUCACCAACAAGUGAACAAAACCACAUGUCGUUGUUUAAAUCAAUAAAGUAAGUUUAAUCAUAAAUAUUAUACUUGAAGGAUUAAUAAUUUGAGCAUGUAAACGAUAGAGAUAAUAUUUAAAAACAAAUAGGAAUCAAUACAAGAAAAAUACAUAUUAACAACAAAAAUAUGAUCUGUUGUUUAUGUGAGAUUAGUAAUGCCAAAAUUGAAAAGACCUUGGUUUAUGUGAAUAUAAGUGAAAAUAAAAUAAAAAUCCGCUGGCAUUAACUUAUGACAGAAAGAGAGAGAGAUUGGAGGAAAACCAAAAUAAUCAGCGGGCCUUUUCAUUUGUUUUCAUUUUGAACUGGCGGCAAACAUUUUGAUAUUCCAUCUCCUGCUUCUCUAAAAACCCAUCAUUUAGUGAGAGGGAUAGAGAGAGUGCUUCUAGUUCUUCUUCUCCCCAAUAACGUUGCCCUUCCCCGCCGCCCAAAACCCUAGAUUUACCCGCUUCGCACUGCCCUCCAACCUUCACGAAGUACAAUCCGAGAGUCUCUUUCUCUAGGCGCAAGAACCGGAAGGCUCACUUAACGACCUCGUAUUUGAUCUGCCGGAUCCUGAUGAGCGCGGCUCACUCCAUCGAUCUCCGCCUGAAGCAAUCCGGCAGGUCGUUACCGGUGCGUAAGGACGAAAAGGUCCAAGUGGUGCGCGAAACUUACAAGGGUCGAAAGAGUGCACUCUUCUCCCCUUUAUUUCUGCGCUUCUCUAAAUUCCAAAACCCUAGAUUUCUCUGCUUCCCACCGCCUUAUAACCAUGUUGUACAAUCCGAGAGUCUCUUCCUCCAGGGUAAAGAACCGGAAGGAUUUUCAUCCCGGCCGACGGCCUUUGCAUCAAUCGCUGGCUAGCUAUGCAAGUCCUCUGUUCUACUUUGCAUCUCACAUGGCCUCCUAUGCCUCUUAAUAGUGUAAGCUCUGGCUGUAGUGGUGUGGCUUGGUUUCCAGAAGAACCCAACUGCAAGCGCCAUGUUUAUUUGUUCAUACCUGGAUGACGUAGUAACUCAUACAUACAUAUUUGAAUUUAAAUCCUUUCUAAUUAUAUGGCUACUUUCAUGUUGGAAAGAGGUUUGAAGCUGACUCGUAGCCACUCAAAAUUAAACUGACAAGUACACUGUACCCUCAUAAUUUUUAGUCACCAGCCACCCUUAUUAUUGUUUUCUUUUUGUUUCUGUGAUGUCUUUCUUUUUGCAAAUUCACCUUUUCCUUCUUGCAUAGGCCAAUUUGAAUUAGAGAAGCGUGUUAGAUCUAGCUACUCAACAAGACAGAUGAUGAACUAAGGUGGUUGUUAGCACCGUCUCUUUAUCCUCAUGCUUUCACUGCAAAGUCAUUCAAUCCAUCUCCUACCACUUACUAUUUGUAGGUUUGUUCGUUUUUCCAAAGCUGCUUCAUCUGUAAAUGGGGGUUGUAGUCCUGAAACUUUGUCGAGCAAAUUAGGGAAGGCAUUACAUCUGUGGCCACAAGUGCUGAUAUUGAUCAUAGAACUCCAACGAAUAUUAUAUGGUUCCUGAUGUAAUUGUUACCGAGGUAAGAAAUGAACUUUAAGUACUUGGUAAUAGUUGAUGAUUGAUUGCUAAUUAUGGGUUUUCUUUUUUAUUUUUAUUGUAUAUGGUUCCAAGAACCAUCUCUCGGCAGGAUGCUUGGACAACAUCAGACCAUACAUUGUCAUCAUGUUCAAUGUCGGAGUUUACUUAACUCUUCUUUCCAGAUUCAUUGAUGUUCGUCAUUGGGGUAUCCAAUGUUGGACCCUGAGAUGAGGAGGAUUUAUCACAUCAGGAACUUCCCUCCGGAGACUGAGUCAUCAAAGGAAGGCUCAAAGUUUGUCUUGAUAACACUAAGGAAAAGGUAGUUGAUUAAAAUCCAUUAUACCUCUUGAUGCGGUGAUCUUGAUGUGUACUGUGAAAUAUUUGUAGUACUUGUAAACCAUGUCCAGGUAAAAGCACGGCUACAGAUACAUUCACAAAAUGUUAAAGCCACAAUCGCCAUUUAUUCAGAGAUUAUCAUAAAGGUGAACAGAGUUGCAUGGAAAGUUUAGUGUCAAUGGUGAGUUAAAAUUAUGCUCCUGAUUUGGCUUAUCCUAGUAUAUUGCAGUAUCUACCCUAUUUGUUUCUUGGAUUGAAUUAGGAUAAAGGAAUUAAAAAAAUUAGUUGCAAUCUGCUUUGAAUGACUAGUGUGAGAUUUCUCAUCUAAGAUCCUGUCAAUCCUGCCUCUUUAAGCUUGGUUUAGUUUCCCCCAAGAUACAACUAUGUCGAUAAAAUGAAAAAAUGAGUCUUCUAUUACCUCGUUGAUGGAACUUUGGAAGUUGUCAUGGAAUGAUAUGGUGUUGUUAGAAUCAGACUAUGAUCAUGUUCUUUCAGUUGAUGAUGCUUCAUGUUCCCUCUGCCUCCAUAUCCAAUCCUGAGACAAAGUUGCUUUUUUAUCAUUUUCCAUUGGACUGAUAGAACAAGGAGGUUGAUAUAAUGAUUCAAUGGUGCACUUUUCUAUGGUCUAAGUUGCAGGUCGAGGUAAUUCAUGUUGCUUCACUUACUAGUGAUGUUUUCUUGACAGAAAUUUGAAACAUGAGAGGAAAUAUUGCUUGGAUUUGCUAGCCUGCACUACUAUGAUGGAUGCUACCUCUUGUGGGAGAUGGCCAACUUUGAUGGGAUUUUGCUUACUGGAAUACAAGUUUAAAAACGUG
Linum trigynum is the source of this 2791-nucleotide messenger RNA. The record is from the annotation of a GenBank genome assembly. Lineage: Eukaryota; Viridiplantae; Streptophyta; Magnoliopsida; Malpighiales; Linaceae.